AUGAAUGCAUCCUCGGCCGUGACACUGGCACCUGCUAGACUAUGUCCUAGCCCAGAGGCGAGAUCAGCGGGACGUGCUGGUGACAAUGGCGAUCCCGCGUGCCGAUGGGUGGACCAACCAUCGCCUCGUCAUCCAAAAGUUGCGUAUUCGCCUACAGCCUCGCAGGAGACCUCAAGGUAAGCGAACCCCAGGUAAGCUGAAUAUUGCUCUGUUGUCUUUGCCUGCUGACAAUAUCCACUUCAGCAAUGAGUUAGCUCAAAGACUAGCCAACAUUCCAGUCGCCGUCGCUGCCGCUGCCAUCGAGGAGAACGCCCACAUGGAGAACCGAUGGUGACGACUCCGCGACAUAGUCCUCUUGACCGUCCUGGCUGUCCUCGGUUGCGCACGUCGCCAAAAUCAGGACUAGUUUAACGACAACGACGCCGCCAUCAGCAACUUGCUCACCGAGAAGAACCGCUUUCACAAAGUCCCACGGACGACAACAAAACAGCCUUCUACCGUAGUCACCACCUUUUGCGACAGCGGCUGCGAGAGAUUCAGGACGCUUGGGCGGCUCGCACGGCCGAGGAGAUCCAAGGGCACGCUGACCGCAACGAGUGGACGAAAUUCUUCGCCUCGAUCAAGGAUGUCUACGGUCCACCAACCAAAGCAGGUGCUCCUCUUCUCAACAUCAACGGUAGUCCCUGACUCACCGAGAAGACGCAAAUUCUGCAACAAUAGACUGAGCAUUUCUGAGGCAUUCUAAACCGUCCCUCCACAAUCUCCGACGCCGCCAUCGCCCGUCUGUCUCAAGUGUUGACCAACGCCGACCUCCACUUCCUUCUCUCACUCUCUCUCUCUCUCUUCACGAACUCAUCAGGGUUUUCAGCAGUCCCCAGCGGAAAAGCGCCGGGAUCGGACGCCAUCCCUGUUGAGAUCUACAAGCACGGCGGACCCCAACUCAUGGUUUAUUUGACGGCGCUCAUCCUGGGGAUGUGGCUUCAAGGAUACGUCCCGCAGGAUUUCAAAGACGCCACAAUAGUCCAUCUCUGUAAGCGGAAAUGUAGUCGCCAGCUUUGCGACGACGAGGCAUCACUCUGCCAGAAAGAUUUUCGCCCGCAUCUUUCUCGACAGCCUGAACAACGAUCUGGAACAAGGUCUCCUGACGGGAAACAAGUGCGGCCUCUGCCGUUAUCUUGCGGCCACGGACAUUAUCUUCGCCACCCGCCAGCUGCAGGAGAAGUGCCAGGAGAUGCAGACCCACGUAUAG
This is a messenger RNA of Spirometra erinaceieuropaei, 1249 nucleotides long. NCBI's taxonomy places the organism in Eukaryota, Metazoa, Platyhelminthes, Cestoda, Diphyllobothriidea, Diphyllobothriidae. The record is from the annotation of a GenBank genome assembly.